CUGGCCCCCCCUGCAAAAGUGGGGUGCGGAGGGGGGAGGGGUGAGAACCCACGGAGGGGAGGAACGAAACUCCGAUGAAGUCAGAGCCCCUUACCCGCCGCCGCGGCCAGCCCCCCCAACAUGGACUGUCUGUGUAUAGUGACAACCAAGAAAUACCGCUACCAAGAUGAAGACACGCCCCCUCUGGAGCACAGCCCGGCCCACCUCCCCAACCAGGCCAACUCUCCUCCCGUGAUUGUCAACACCGACACAUUGGAAGCCCCGGGAUAUGAGUUGCAGGUGAACGGGACGGAGGGGGAAAUGGAAUACGAGGAAAUCACAUUGGAAAGGGGCAACUCAGGUCUGGGCUUCAGCAUCGCAGGCGGCACUGACAACCCACAUAUUGGGGACGACCCGUCCAUCUUCAUCACCAAGAUCAUUCCUGGUGGCGCCGCGGCCCAGGACGGCCGCCUCAGGGUCAACGACAGCAUCUUGUUUGUGAAUGAAGUGGAUGUGCGGGAGGUGACCCACUCUGCGGCGGUCGAGGCCCUCAAGGAGGCGGGCUCCAUCGUCCGGCUCUACGUCAUGCGUCGGAAGCCCCCGGCGGAGAAGCUCAUGGAGAUCAAACUCAUCAAGGGCCCUAAAGGUCUUGGCUUCAGCAUCGCAGGGGGUGUGGGGAACCAGCACAUUCCCGGAGACAACAGCAUCUAUGUGACGAAGAUCAUCGAAGGGGGUGCUGCCCACAAGGAUGGGAGACUACAGAUUGGGGACAAGAUUCUAGCGGUCAACAGCGUGGGGCUGGAGGACGUCAUGCAUGAGGACGCGGUGGCAGCCCUGAAGAACACAUAUGACGUCGUGUACCUGAAGGUGGCCAAGCCUAGCAAUGCCUACCUGAGUGACAGCUACGCUCCCCCAGACAUCACAACCUCGUAUUCCCAGCACCUGGACAACGAGAUUAGCCACAGCAGCUACCUGGGUACCGACUACCCCACAGCCAUGACCCCCACCUCCCCUCGGCGUUACUCCCCGGUGGCCAAGGACCUGCUGGGGGAGGAAGACAUUCCCCGGGAACCGAGGCGGAUAGUGAUCCACCGGGGCUCCACGGGCCUGGGGUUCAACAUUGUGGGCGGCGAGGACGGUGAGGGCAUCUUCAUCUCCUUUAUCCUGGCCGGCGGCCCUGCGGACCUCAGCGGGGAGCUGCGGAAGGGGGACCAGAUCCUCUCGGUGAACGGUGUUGACCUCCGCAGUGCCAGCCAUGAGCAGGCUGCCAUUGCCUUGAAGAACGCGGGCCAGACGGUCACCAUCAUUGCUCAGUACAAACCGGAAGGUACCAGGCCCGAAGCGCCCCAUGUCGAGAGCUCAGAGGGUCCUCAGAGCCCGGUCUCCUCGGCUGAGUACAGCCGAUUCGAGGCCAAGAUCCACGACCUCCGGGAACAACUCAUGAACAGUAGCCUGGGCUCAGGGACCGCCUCUCUGCGGAGCAACCCCAAAAGGGGUUUCUACAUCAGGGCCCUGUUUGAUUACGACAAGACCAAGGACUGUGGCUUCCUGAGCCAGGCCCUGAGCUUCCGUUUCGGGGACGUGCUGCACGUGCUGGACGCCAGCGAUGAGGAGUGGUGGCAGGCGCGGCGGGUCCACCCCGACAGCGAGGCCGACGACAUCGGCUUCAUCCCCAGCAAACGGCGGGUCGAACGACGGGAGUGGUCAAGGUUAAAGGCCAAGGAUUGGGGCUCCAGCUCUGGAUCACAGGGUCGAGAAGACUCAGUUCUGAGCUACGAGACGGUGACGCAGAUGGAAGUGCACUAUGCUCGCCCCAUCAUCAUCCUUGGGCCCACCAAGGACCGAGCCAAUGAUGACCUUCUGUCCGAGUUCCCCGACAAGUUCGGAUCCUGUGUCCCCCAUACGACGCGGCCCAAGCGGGAGUACGAGAUAGAUGGCCGGGAUUACCACUUCGUGUCCUCCCGGGAGAAAAUGGAGAAGGACAUUCAGGCGCACAAGUUCAUCGAGGCCGGCCAGUACAACAGCCACCUGUACGGGACGAGCGUGCAGUCCGUGCGGGAGGUGGCCGAGCAGGGAAAGCACUGCAUCCUCGACGUCUCGGCCAAUGCCGUGCGGCGGCUGCAGGCGGCCCACCUGCACCCCAUCGCCAUCUUCAUCCGCCCCCGCUCCCUGGAGAAUGUGCUAGAGAUUAAUAAGCGGAUCACAGAGGAACAAGCUCGCAAAGCCUUCGACAGAGCCACCAAACUGGAGCAGGAAUUCACGGAGUGCUUCUCAGCCAUCGUGGAGGGCGACAGCUUCGAGGAGAUCUACCACAAGGUGAAGCGCGUCAUUGAGGACCUCUCAGGCCCCUACAUCUGGGUCCCGGCCCGAGAGAGACUCUGACUCCUGCCUUGGGGUGGCCUGGACCCGCCCCGUCCCCGCCCCCGGGCCCUCGGUCUGGACUGAACUGCCCAAGCCCUGCGCACCCCCCGCCUCCCUCCCGUCCCUUCUUAUUUAUUUCCUUUCUGACCGGAUCCAGCCCUGGAGGGGGGACACUCCCCUGCAUGUACCCCUGUACCCCAGGAACCUGGGGUCUGGGGAGGGGCCGGGCUCCUGGUCCCGAGCCCGUGCUCCGUAGGACCCUAGCCCCUGCCCGCCCCCAACGCACACACACACCCACCGGGGGCCGCCUGCCCUCCCCCCUCUCCUCCCACACACAUUCCAGAAGUCAGGGCCCCUCGAGGAGCACCCCGCUGCAGGGACGCAGGGCCACAGGCCUCCUCUCUCUCCUGAGGCCAGGUCUGGGGUCACCCCUGCCCCCACAUAACUCCCCAUGUCCCUUGGUUUCGCAUUUAGUUUCUCCCAUUUUUUUUUCUUCUCAAAGGUGGUUUUUUGGGGGGGAUAGGUGGGGGGAUUCUGCUGUGGGCCCCCUGCCUUCCACAUGCCCCCCACCUUUUUUUCUUUGCCGGUUUGCAUGAGUGGAAGGUCUAACUGUGGCUUUUUUUUUUUUCCUGGAAUUUUUUUU
This is a messenger RNA of Suricata suricatta (meerkat), 2983 nucleotides long. RefSeq names its product discs large MAGUK scaffold protein 4 (gene DLG4). The transcript has 20 exons. NCBI's taxonomy places the organism in Eukaryota, Metazoa, Chordata, Mammalia, Carnivora, Herpestidae. Gene Ontology annotation, molecular function: kinase binding. Gene Ontology annotation, cellular component: neuromuscular junction; postsynaptic density membrane; neuron projection. Bases 121 to 2361 code for a protein of 746 amino acids. The record is from RefSeq and is a predicted model, not a curated record. Gene Ontology annotation, biological process: AMPA glutamate receptor clustering; chemical synaptic transmission; postsynaptic neurotransmitter receptor diffusion trapping.